ACAUUAUAUGUCAAAAGGAAGCAAAUUGUUUCGAAGAAACUUCAAGAAACGUGUUAAAAAAAUAAAAAAUAAAUAUGAGUAUUCAGAAUUAAGAAUUAAAAUAAAAAAAUCGUGAUAAUGGCUCGCCAUCGUAAUGUAAGAAACCGUAACUAUUCUGAUGACUACGAUUACGAUGAUGUUUAUGGGCACUCUGUUGAGGAGGACAGCUGUUUAUCACCAAGUGAUACAGCACAAUGGAUGUAUGAUCGUUCUCGAAAUCAGCAGGCUAUAUCGAACUUUUUAGAUAACCAUAAUGAUAUUCAAGAGGAGGCUGAAGAAUUGCCAGAACCUUCAGUUCGAACAUUAGAUCGUCGGGAAUCUAUAGAUUUACGUGGCCUUAAUUUGAAAGAAGAAGAUGAAGCUAAACUUAUGUCCUGUCUUGAUGAAUUGCGCAAUGUUUUAGGUGACACAAUUCCGGAAAAUAUAUUAGUACAAUCAGUGCUUACUCAUAAAUUUAAUUAUAAUAAAGCAUUGGAUGAAAUAUUGAACAAUAAAAGUAAAGAUGAAGGCAAAUGUAAGCCACAGCCGGCAAUACAAGUCCCAACAGUUCUUAUUGAGCCCAUUAAGGCACCAAUAGUAACAACAGGAGAUAAAACACCCAAGGUAAUUGCUACAAAAAUAGAACCAAACAAAGUGGCUGUGAUUAAAGGCUUCAAAAUCGAAGAUGAAAAUACUAAAAGUUGUCCGCAAACACCAAGAGAUCAAUCGCCAGCUAACAGAGAAAGAACACCUUCAAGGCUUGAACAAGCAGAUGAAAAUAAAGUUAUUAUAAAAAUAAAAGAAAACAAAAGUGAUCCAAAUACACAAUUUCUUAAUGAAAGAGGAUCUGACAAAGAUCAUUUGUAUAUUGUUGUCAUAGGUCAUGUUGAUGCUGGGAAGUCUACAUUGAUGGGUCGAAUAUUAUGUGAAUUAGGUGAAGUUAGUCAAAGGACAUUACAUAAGUAUGAACAAGAGAGUAAGAAAAUUGGAAAACAAAGCUUUAUGUAUGCCUGGGUACUGGAUGAAACUGGAGAAGAGAGGGUAAGAGGAAUUACUAUGGAUAUAGGGAGGGCCCAGUUUGAGACUAAAACAAAGAAAGUAAUCAUCUUAGAUGCACCAGGACAUGCUGAUUUCAUUCCUAACAUGAUUACAGGUGCAGGUCAAGCUGAUGUUGCACUUUUGGUUGUGGAUGCAACCCGAGGAGAAUUUGAAUCAGGUUUUGAACUUGGUGGACAAACUCGAGAGCAUGCCCUACUUGUUAGAUCCCUAGGAGUAAACCAGCUUGCUGUUGCGGUAAAUAAAUUGGACACCACCAACUGGUCUCAGGAAAGAUUUGAUGAAAUAACCAAAAAACUUAAAGCUUUCUUGAAACAGGCUGGUUUUAAAGAUUCAGAUGUCACAUUUGUACCUUGUUCGGGCUUGACUGGGGAGAACUUAGUCAAAAAUUCAACAGAGCCCGAAUUAUUGAAAUGGUAUAGUGGACCUAGCUUACUUGAAGUUAUAGACAAAUUUAACGUACCUCAAAGAUUAGUAUCAAAACCUUUACGAAUGUCCAUCAAUGAUGUAUUUAAAGGGACUGGUUCUGGUUUUUGUGUAGCUGGUCGUAUUGAAAAUGGUGUCAUAAAUAAGGGUGAUAAAGUUUUGGUCUGUCCUACAAAAGAAAUGGCAGAGGUUCGUAGUUUGAGUAUAAAUGACUUGGUUAGUAAUGUAGCAUUUGCAGGUGAUCAAGUUAGUGUAACUCUGUCUGGAGUUGAAAUGCAGAAUGUUUCUAUUGGUUACAUAUUAAGCGAUCCAAUUCAACAAGUGCCAGUGACCUCAAGAUUUGAAGCUAGAUUGGUUGUUUUCAAUGUAAAGGUCCCUAUAACAAAAGGCUUUCCAGUUCUAAUUCAUCACCAGUCUUUGGUGGAGUCUGCAAAUAUUAUUAAAAUAAAGGCAUUACUUAAUAAAAGUACAGGAGAAGUAUUAAAAAAAAAGCCAAGGUGUCUCGGUAACAAUUCAGUAGCAGUAGUAGAUAUAGAAGUUUGCCGGCCAAUUUGUAUUGAGCGAUACAAGGAUGUAAAGGAACUUGGGCGUGUAAUGUUACGUGUGGCAGGAGUCACAAUAGCAGCUGGUCUUGUUACAGAUAUCUUUACAACUUGAUUGAUCUGAUAAUACAAUAAUUAAAAUGGCUUCUAAUAACAAUAAUAUUUUGUAGCUAAACUUGUGCCCAUAAUUCAGGUGCUAGGAAUUUUCAAUAGAUACACCUGAAUGUUUUUUGUACAAUAAUGUAUCGUGCUAUACAUAUAGAAUGGUUAUAAUUAUUGCUAAAUAGUAUGUUUAUUUAUAUAAUAACAAUAAAUGUUGAUAUGUA
Messenger RNA from Vanessa atalanta (red admiral), 2368 nucleotides. RefSeq names its product protein HBS1 (gene HBS1). The transcript has a single exon. The record is from RefSeq and is a predicted model, not a curated record. The coding region runs from base 118 to 2157 and encodes 679 amino acids. Lineage: Eukaryota; Metazoa; Arthropoda; Insecta; Lepidoptera; Nymphalidae. Gene Ontology annotation, biological process: translation. Gene Ontology annotation, molecular function: GTPase activity; GTP binding.